Messenger RNA from Amoebophrya sp. A120, 2868 nucleotides. Lineage: Eukaryota; Dinophyceae; Syndiniales; Amoebophryaceae. The record is from the annotation of a GenBank genome assembly.
GCUCAUGGGUGAAAGACAUUCCCAUUGUAAAAUAAAAACGUGAAGGAGACCAACUCCGAUCAAAGUGAUUUCCGCUUCGAUUGCAGGCAGUAUAACUGAGGUUAUUUACUUCUGCUGCGUUACUUAGACGUAUUGCAUGCUGUUUCGAAUGCUUAUGCUGAGAAUGAAAAGAAGAUAAAAAUAAAAUUAAAAACAGGUCUACGUACGAUUUUUGUUGUAGUUGACAUCCCGUUAGACUUAGACUACGACUACUGCGAUCGCUCUUUACUUUUCUACAUACGGAGUCAACCCCUGCUUUUUCGUUUUUUUCAUUCCUUCACAACAAAAAUCAAAAUGAAGUGCCGUGGGAAGAAGAACACUUCAAAGCGCAAGUCGCUCAGUUUGCAGCACAAAAUCACCAAAAAGGCCACCGAGAAGAAGCGAAAAUUGCGAAAAGAAGCACGUAAGGCGGUCAAGAAUGGCGUGCAGGUACUGUUUUAUGCUGUUUGGUUGCCGAAGAAAAGGAACGAAAUUGGUCGUAUCAACGCGAUUGAUACUUGGUUUAUUGCGUUGCAUUUUUCACAUGAUAAAUCUGUAAAAAUGGAUUUGUAAAAAGGGCAACUGCUCCUGUCCUCUUCGCUUCUCCGACCAGGUUAUCAGGAAACUCUAAGAAAAAUAUUGCGCUACAACAGAUCAAGCGCAAGAAGCAGAAGAUGACGGUCCCAGCGCUGUGGCCGUUCAAGCAGGAGGAGCUGGCUUUCUUAAAGCAGCGACAAGAGCGUCGGGAGGCGGAGCAGCAGAAGCAAAAGGAGCUCAACCAGAAAAAGAAAAAGGUACAACUUAUUACUGUGAAUAUGAUUUUGAUCUCAACAGACCACGGAAACUUUGAACUGUUGCACUACAUAAAAUAUGAAAUAUGUUCUCAUGAUGGUUCUCGUUCUCAUCCCCUUCCCGUUUCUUGUACGUGCGUCCUGAAGAUGAAGAUCUUUUUCGUGUAUCUGUCAAUCCUCAUCACCGCAGGAACUCCAAAAGAAGAAACGGAAGGAGGCUUUGAAGGCUCCCGCCCGGCCCGUCAACACCCUGGAAAACGUCCUGGACACCGCAGAUUUGGUGAUCGAAGUCGUGGACGCCCGCGACCCGUUUGCGACGCGGUGCUUGUCCAUUGAAAAGGACGAGUCGAAGAAGAACAAGAUUAUCGUCCUGACCAAGGGCGACUUGGUGCCGAUGGAAAACCUGCAGCAGUGGUUGCACUACCUGCGACGAACGACGCCCGACAACAUCCCGGUGCUGAGCCUGAUGAAGCGCGCCAGCAACGAGGAGGCGUCCAAGCUGAUCCGCGAUUUGUCCUCUGGUGAACAACAGCAGCCCGGUUCCAGUACCAGCUCAAGAAGUACGAGAAACAAGUUUCUCCGCCCGGUCGGGUUCAAGCAACUGAUCGCACUGCUCUCAAAGGGGUACUCCGCGUCAAAAAACAUCGCGGUGGUUGGCUACCCGGGCGUAGGAAAACACACCGUGGUGUCUUACUUGAAGUCGCCCCAGAUGAACCUAUCGAAAAAGGUGAAAAUUCAAACGGCAAACAUCAUCGACUUCAAAACCGAGGACGAAGUUGUGGACGGCAACCAGAACAUCGUGGACCUGCUCUUCACCCAGAAACCACAAGCGUCGAAACAGCCCCUCACGGUGCUGAAGCGACUACUGGAGAGAACACUUUCAAAAGAAGAUCUGCAGAUCAAACUCGCACUGCCACAGUUCGAGGUACAAAUGGAAAUGCUUUUGUUUUUUUAUUGCCACAGAGAUUGGCCAUGCCCAUGGCCACUGCAUCUCGUGCAUGAGUUGAUAUUUCAGAAGACAUGUCAUGAAGUAUAAAACACAAUAUUCAUAUUGCAUUUAGCUCCUUGUUUCAGAGUUUCUGUUUCCGUCAAUUUCUCCGCGGAAGCACGCACCAUGUAGAAAAAAAAAUGAAUUCCAGGACGCCAAGACGCUGAUGACAAAGAUGCAGCGCGACCAUAACCUUCCGGGAAUUAUCGACGCCGGGCGGUUUAUCCUGAAGCGAAUGAAUGCAAUGUUUUACUUCACCAGCUCCCCGAAACUGGGUGGAGCAAGCGAGCAAGCUAUCCAAACCCCGAAAAAUGUGGUCAAACAGGACCUUGAGGCAAUAUACGCAGAACAGGAGAAGGAAAUUCAGGCUUGCGCGGGUCUCUGGGGCCGAACCACACCCACGACAGGGCUUGUGUCGGAAGCAAGCCAGGCUGUGCAGACUGCAAGCGACUUGAGCGGCACCGGACAAUCCAGCGUCGAUUUGCACAAGGUGCCUAGCUUCUUCAUUUUGCUCUCAAUCAAGCGUCUUUUUUUUUGCAAAAUCAAAAGACAUAUUCUAAAACUAAAUCAAACUGAGAUUGUUCUUAAUCGCACUUUUGAUUGGCACACAUGCUGCACGAUCUCAUCCAUCUGUGAUCGACGUGCUUACAACCGCUAAUUGUACUUACAUGAAAAAAACACCUCCAGGCGCUGCACCACAGCAAGGGCAAGAACCUGGGAAAGACGGAAUACUUCGAGCUGAAAUGUCCGGUCUCCAUUUGCCCGAAGACCGGCGAAGAGAGCUUGAUGAUCGGCGGUCCGGAGCCAUUCUCGGCGCUCGAGUUUGGUACGCCCGCCGCGAAGGAGGAAGACGAGGAGAGCAUUCAGGAGGCCUCCAUGGAGGCUGUUUCUGACGAGGAAGGUUGGUCAGAAGUCGAGGAGGAGGAAGAAGAAGAACUCGAUACCGAUGAGGAGAUGGAGGACUAAAUGCGAUCAAUGGCAUCAUUGAUACUACCCCUCGCAGUCACUUGAUAUCUGGGUGACUUUUUUUUCGAAGUAAAGAGAAGCACGUGCAAUAGAAGCGCAACAAAU